This is a messenger RNA of Plasmodium fragile, 2076 nucleotides long. RefSeq lists its product as uncharacterized. Bases 1 to 2076 code for a protein of 691 amino acids. Gene Ontology annotation, molecular function: ubiquitin protein ligase activity. NCBI's taxonomy places the organism in Eukaryota, Apicomplexa, Aconoidasida, Haemosporida, Plasmodiidae. Gene Ontology annotation, biological process: ubiquitin-dependent protein catabolic process. The transcript has a single exon. The record is from RefSeq and is a predicted model, not a curated record.
AUGAGCAUUAGCGAACGUACAGGAAAUGAGGUCACAAUAGCAGAACAAGAAAGGAAGGAAGAAGGCAGGUGCGCAGUUAAAAAUGACAAAAAUGUGUCCCCCAGGGAUGGUGAGAAUAUGCCCCAUCUAAUGGAGAAUAUGAAAAGUGCGGCCAAUGAUGAGGACUCUGUAGAGGUGGGAAAUGACUCUCCGGUUGGAGAAAAGGCGUUGGGGAGUAGCGUUUUGUGUGUAGGCUGCAGUGGCGAGGCAUCCCACAUGGACGAAGGGAUUAUCAACCACCCAGGCGAGGAAAAUCCUCGAACAGAGGAGAACAGUGAUAAAAAGGCGGAAUGUGAAAGCAUCCCCAAUAAGUUAAAAAAUGUUAAAAAUGAAAUCGACGCGGAGACAAAACCCAACGCCCCAAUUAGUAAUAACGCCACGUGUGUAGAAAACGUCUCUAAUAAUAACGCACGUGUAGAGGGGUGUAGUAACACUCACGUGAAUGAUGAACGUCCACAUGUUGGAGCGACCAGCAAUGGUGAGCUUAUUCCAAAUGAGAGUGGCGCGUUAAAUGUGGAGAUUGAUGCACCACUGGAUGAAGGAAAUUUCUCAUCAGAUGACAGAAACGAGGAUAACGCAGAGAGUACGGGGAGCUUCAUGUUAGAAGAAGACACGAAUUUAUCCCGCAGAGCGUAUCGAAAUUUUCACAUAUGUUCAAUAUUUAUACAUGGGACGUUGUUAUUAAUGGUAAUAUUACUGAUGGGUAUUUUAUGCUACGAUUUUAUGAAUGUACCUUUUAUGUCUCAGAAGGAGAAGACAAUGACUUACUUUUGUGGGUUGCUACUAAGCAUGCUAGGGUUACACCUUUGCUUAAAUUUAUAUAUGUCUUUCGUAUUAUUGAGACAAGCAGAAGUUUCAAAGAUGUUAAAAUCUGUGGAGGCCAAAAUUCAUGUUAUUGUUUUGGUGUAUUUUUCCAUGUGUGCAUAUAUUUACUUUUUUGAAGACAAGAAUUAUCCCAUCAGCUCUACCUUUUCCUUCGCCAUCAUUUUAGCAAUCAUAUAUUAUUUUAUGCCCAUAUUUUUAUAUAUAAUUUUGAGGAUUUUGUUUAUAAUUGUAAUUUUGGUUUUAGUUUUUAUUAAGAGGAAGAGUCCCACGCCGAAGAAGGUUUUGAAGAAAUUAAAAAUUAUGAAAUAUGUGGAUUAUAGGAAGUAUUGUGAGGAGGAAGCUUGUUUUCAUAGCGCCUAUUUUACGAACUGGAGGGAGUUGAACGGGGAGGGUGUGUCGGCGGCACAAGAGGAUGUGAGUGGUACGAGGGAGGCCAUGACGACGACGGCGGGGGAGGGAGGGACAGUGAUGGCUGCACGGGGUGGUGAUAAUAAGGGGGACGAAGUUGUGUCAGUGGAGCCCAUGUCAAAUGUAAAUGCGGGUGGGAACACCAUCUCCACGACAACGUCCUGCGUGCGGGAUAAUAGUGCGAAUGUAAGCGGAAGCGGCCCUCCUAACGGAGACGGUCCCCCUAGCAGUAGUGCGAAUGACCGGCCAACCCGUAGCGGUAACAGCAGUACGAGGAGUAACCUGGACAGGCACCUGUUCUAUGAUCGCGCUGGAGGAGUUACUGGUCGAGGAGGGUCCUCCCAUCGCGGGGGUACUCAAUCUAAUAACAAGGACAGGCACGACGCAGCGAGCGGUAACCAAAAUGUAAGGUAUAUUGCCAAUCCACAUCCUCCCUCCAUUUACGAGAACAACCGGGACAUUGCAAAUACCAGCGACGAAGCUAAUGGGGAGCCAAAUAAAGACGGCAAAUCAGGAGCCGUUUUUGAAUACUUGCAGAAAGUUUUUAAGAAAAAAAAUAAUGCACUGGAAAAUGACAAUGUUGUUAAAGUACAUGAAAAUAACUUGGAGGAAAAUUCGUUUCAUAUAAACAUUGAGAGCUCCGAUUAUGUGUGUUCAAUCUGUUGCAUCGAGUACCUAAAUGAUGAUGAUAUCUGUAUUUUGCCUUGUAACUACCUGCAUUAUUAUCACAAGGAGUGUAUUUUUAGGUGGCUGAAGAGGAACAACGAUUGUCCCCUGUGCAGGAAGUGCAUUGGGAAAAUCUGA